This is a messenger RNA of Aspergillus neoniger CBS 115656, 1615 nucleotides long. Its product is annotated as cyclin family protein. The transcript has a single exon. Lineage: Eukaryota; Fungi; Ascomycota; Eurotiomycetes; Eurotiales; Aspergillaceae. Gene Ontology annotation, molecular function: protein kinase binding; cyclin-dependent protein serine/threonine kinase regulator activity. Bases 105 to 1406 code for a protein of 433 amino acids. Gene Ontology annotation, cellular component: cyclin-dependent protein kinase holoenzyme complex; nucleus. The record is from RefSeq and is a predicted model, not a curated record. Gene Ontology annotation, biological process: regulation of cyclin-dependent protein serine/threonine kinase activity.
CAAGCCCUCUCUAUAUCCUGCGUCUUGCUCGCUUUCUUUUUUGUUUGCUGGCUCUCGCUCUCUCGUCUCUCAUCUUUUUCUUCCCCUGCAUCCUGCAAAGUACCAUGGCUGUCCAUCCCUACUCUCCUUACACCAACUUUGCAUCCCCCACCACCAACACCACCACCGGCAUCAUGGAUUUCGAUCGGGCGGCGCUGCAUGAGUUCAUCAUGCAGCCCGUCUCGCGAGACAUGAUCUCUCAUCUGGCUCAACAAGCGAUGCAGGUCAUCCGCUGCGAACCGCAUGUGACAGCACAUCACGCGCAUGGCCAGCCCACUCCCCCCAGCACGCCGCCCUUGGAUGCAGACCUGCCUCCUCUACCAUCUGUCACCACCUUUAUUACCUCGCUAGUGCUCCGAUCGCAGGUGCAGGUGCCGACGCUGAUGACCUCGCUGGUCUACCUGGCCCGGCUGCGGGCUCGCCUGCCCCCCGUCGCCAAGGGCAUGCGCUGCACAGUGCAUCGCAUCUUCCUGGCUUCCCUGAUUCUGGCAGCCAAGAACCUCAACGACUCCAGUCCAAAGAACAAGCACUGGGCCCGGUACACCUCCGUCCGCGGCUACGAGGGCUUUGGAUUCUCGCUGCCCGAAGUCAACCUGAUGGAGCGUCAGCUGCUCUUCCUGCUGGACUGGGACAUCCGUGUCGACGAGGCCGACCUCCUGCACCACCUGGAGCCGUUCCUCAUGCCCAUCCGUCGCCGUCUCCAGCUCCAGGAGCAGCGACAGCGCGAGGCUCAGCUGCGUCAGCCCCGUGAAUGGCGUCGCUUCCAUGCCUCUGCCGACCUGUUUGCUGCUCGCCUUCACCGUCAGAAGGCCGAGGGUCGCCGUCUGCCUGGCGAGUCUCCCACACGGAGACGUCUGCCCCCCAGCCCAGCAUCGUCAGCUUCCCUUUCUUCCGUCUCCUCAGGCAGCUCCUACUGCGCCUCUCCAGCGUCCGUGGCCGAGUCGGAGCGGUACCGCCCGUACCCACCCCGUCGACGUCCCUCGACCCGCAGCCAUGGGUCCGUCUCUUCUCCGCCAGCUUUGCAGGAUGUCCCAGGCCUAUCACGUGCUGAAACGCUUCCCUCACUGAGCUCGCGUGCUUCCAGCAUCGCACCCAGCUCACGGGGCGACACGCCCGCUAGUCUGCGCACCUCCAGCUCGAUAGCCAGUAUGAACGAGGUGCACGUGGUGGAUGGCAGUCGCAGCCCAUCGGCGAGCAACGGCUAUGUCUCGAUGGGCGGCACGAAAGUGGAGGAGCUGUCGCAGCCGAAUAAGAAAGCCCGACACUCCCUGAGUCACGCACAUGGACCCGGACAAACCCACCCGGGGUUUGUAGCGCGGUUCCUGGCAUCCGCGGCAGGGUCGUACAUGGGAGGCCGUCGGCAUUAGGGUUCAUCGAGCUGGACUUGAUGAGUUUCGGACGAUUGUCUUCUAAUACCUGCAUUGCAUUUUUGCUUUUCCAUUUCCCCCUAUCAUCCCAAAUUUUGGGAUAGUUGAUGAAUUUCUUUUCUCUGUCUUACCGUGUGAUGAUAAAAGCGGUUGACCCAAUACCCUCUACCCCUCUCUCUUCCCGUGAUCUACAAGAGGAUAGUACUUAC